This is a messenger RNA of Naegleria gruberi, 483 nucleotides long. RefSeq lists its product as uncharacterized. Bases 1 to 483 code for a protein of 160 amino acids. The record is from RefSeq and is a predicted model, not a curated record. NCBI's taxonomy places the organism in Eukaryota, Heterolobosea, Eutetramitea, Acrasida, Naegleriidae. The transcript has a single exon.
AUGAUCGUUGAAACAAAAGAGCAAGAUGAAACUCUAACUAACUGCUGUUUUUCCAUUAAGGAAAAUUAUCCUAUGAUGGGAAUGCAAUCAUCGGUAUCUUCAAUUGAAUUAUUGAAUGAUUCAUUGGCUGAUAAUUCACUUCUUAUCAGUGAAUUAAGAAAGCAAUUGGAAAAUGCUCAUCAUCAGAUUGUGCUACUCCAAAGGGAGUUUGAAAUUCAUCUUCUCCAAGUGCACCAUCAACAUGAAAUUGAAUUACUCAAAAAGGAUCACACUAUUGAAUUGUUACAAAGAGAUUUGGAAUAUCAUUCAGGUAUUAGAAAGGUUGCUACAACAAGUGAAAUUGAUCAGAUUAAAAAUGGUGAUUAUAGCAAACAAUCAGAUGAUGAUAAUUCCAGAACCAAUGCAAAGGAUGGAAUUGAUGAAUUGACUCAGGAUAUUGUAACCUUACAACAACACAUUCAUAAACUCUUAAAGAAUGAAUAA